GGGGCCGGCCUGAGAGCCGCCACUUCCUGGAGCCGCCGGUCGGGGCCGCUCGCCGCACUCAGCGCCGGAGCCCGCGGCCGCCGCCAUGUCCCACCAGACAGGCAUCCAAGCAAGUGAAGAGGUGAAAGAUAUCUUUGCCAGAGCCAGAAAUGGGAAAUACAGACUUCUGAAAAUAUCUAUUGAAAAUGAGCAACUUGUUGUUGGAUCUUGUAGUCAGCCUGAAGAUACCUGGGAAAAGGAUUAUGAUUCCUUUGUCUUGCCCUUGUUGGAGGACAAGCAGCCAUGCUACCUGUUAUUCAGGUUAGAUUCUCAGAAUGCCCAGGGAUAUGAAUGGAUAUUCAUUGCAUGGUCUCCAGAUCAUUCUCAUGUUCGUCAAAAAAUGUUGUAUGCAGCAACAAGAGCAACUCUGAAAAAAGAAUUUGGAGGUGGCCACAUUAAAGAUGAAGUAUUUGGAACAGUAAAGGAAGACGUAUCAUUACAUGGUUAUAAAAAAUACCUGCUGUCCCAGUCUUCCCCUGCUCCCCUGACUGCAGCUGAGGAAGAAUUACGGCAGAUUAAAAUUAAUGAGGUACAAACUGAUGUGGGUGUGGACACGAAGCAUCAAACACUACAAGGAGUAGCCUUUCCUAUUUCUCAAGAAGCUUUCCAGGCUUUGGAAAAACUGAGCAACCGACAGCUCAACUAUGUGCAGUUGGAAAUAGAUAUAAAAAAUGAGAUUAUAAUUUUGGCCAACACCACAAGUACAGAACUGAAAGAUUUGCCAAAGAGGAUUCCCAAGCAUUCGGCACGCUACCAUUUCUUCCUGUAUAAACAUUCCCAUGAGGGAGACUACUUGGAGUCUAUAGUUUUUAUUUAUUCAAUGCCUGGAUACACGUGCAGUAUAAGAGAACGGAUGCUGUACUCAAGCUGCAAGAGCCCUCUGCUAGAAAUUGUAGAGCGGCAACUACAGAUGGAUGUAAUCAGAAAGAUUGAAAUAGACAAUGGGGAUGAAUUGACUGCAGACUUCCUUUAUGAAGAAGUGCAUCCCAAGCAGCAUGCACAUAAGCAAAGCUUUGCAAAACCAAAAGGUCCUGCGGGGAAAAGAGGAAUCCGGAGACUAAUUAGGGGUCCAGCCGAAACAGAAGCCGCUACUGAUUAAAAAUUGGUCUGCUCAACAUUGCAAUACUAGUUAUUUUUUCAAGUUCACUUUUAGUAUAUGGGAGAACUGAAAUCAUUCCACGUUGAUAUACAGUAGGGAGGGAAAUUGUACUUUUUGAAAAAUAGCACUUUUCACUUGUGUGUGUUUAUAAAAUGUUAUGGAAGACUCAUGAUUUCUAUUUUUGAGUUCAAGCUGGGAACGAUUUCAACACAACAUUUAGUUUUGUCACAUCUUUUUCACUGAGUGUUGAUUUCACACUUAAACAUAAUUCUGAACAUUUGAUAUAGUUGGGCCAGAAAGUCUUAAUAUACUUCUAUUUAGUGGACCAUCCGAGGCUAUUCACCUCCUGGAUGGCUAUGCUAAGGACCAGGCUGGAUUACUCUUUAAGCUGGAAAUGCAUUAAGCUAACAAGGGGUGGAAGGUUGCUUACCCUGAGAGCUGUGCUGUCAGAUAUGGACCAUGUCUGCAUUUUGAGAAAUAAUUGCAGCAGUCAUUUCUACUUUAACUUUGGUUUUUUUUUCAAUGGCAUUAAAUUUUCAGAGUAGCUUACUCUGGAACUAUAAGGGUACGAGAUACUGUACUGCAGGAUUGCUGACAGUCUGCCUUGGUGAAUUCUCUCUCCAGUGGUUAAAAAAAUUUUUUUUUUUCCAAGGAAGUCAUUUCAUUUUAAGUGCUGUGAAGCCCACAGUGCUUAUAUGUGUUCAGACUGAGAUUCAAAUUAGUGAUUAUUCAGAUGGAAACAAGACUAAAGAAAGGGUUUUCUUUUUUAAAACCAUGGGUUUAUAGAAAAAUCAUGUUCUUUUAUCCUUGUGCUGCAAAUAUCAGAUUUUAAUUGUUUGAAAUCCUAGUACUGAACAGCCUAACUUAGCUUAAGAAUCUUGUCUCAGUUAAUAUCUCACUUAAAAAUGCAUUUAACUGUCUUUUAAAGCUUUUGCAUUUUCAGUUAGAACCUAGAGAGAUUUUGAGCCUUUGAUACUUGAAAUAGAGGGAGCUAGAAUACAUCAUAUUUAAUCUGUUAACCUGCAGCAGAGCCAUAAUCUUGAGAAGCUUUUGAAAGGAACUGUGGUAUGCAGAAUUUGGGAUUCCUUGAUUUAAAUUUCAUGCUGCAUAAAAAGUAUCAGAAAUGCACAUUUCAUAGUGUAAAAUAUGAAGAAUUCAUUGCUAAACCUUAUUACCUAAGGUAGACAUACCUUUCAGAAAUUCAGUGUGUGUUCAAGUAAAGGAUAUAAGGAUAAUUAUGGGUUGGCAGAUUUUAAAAAAUAGAAUUAAGAAUAUUUGUGUGACUUUUGUUUACAAAAUAAUUAGAGUAUAAUAUUUAAACUUGCAAAAUAGUUGACAGUAAUGUUGCACUUGUUUAUUAAAGAUAUGCUUUUUCUUAUAAAGUUCCUUAGGUGCACAAACAGAAACACAUACCCACCAAUUACUGCUUUGAGAGGCCUGGGGUUUAUGUUUCAGACCAUAGCUGAAGUGGUCCUUUGCAGUCAGGAAGAAUAUGACUGUUGUGAAGAUAAAGAGUAUUUCAGCAGCAAAUAUUUUUCUGUACCAUCCAUGUGCAAUUACACUCUUAAAUCCCACUACACUACAUGAUCAUAAAUGGACAUUCCAAAAUGUAGAUAUAAUUAUAUGAUCUUACUAAUUAUUGUUAAUGCAAUGAUUUCUGAAGAAUCACUUCUGUAUUUGUUUUAGAGGAUAAUUCAUUGUUUACAGGAUGUUUUAAGUGACACUAGAUGUGAAUAACAUUCCCAAUAAAUUUAUAUAGCAGUGCAAAAUUACGUGCUUUCUGUGGACAUUUUAUAAGUGCAUUUUAUAUCACAAUAAAAUGUUUUCUCUUUAA
Perognathus longimembris pacificus (Pacific pocket mouse) is the source of this 2972-nucleotide messenger RNA. It is a transcript of the gene Twf1, whose product is annotated as twinfilin actin binding protein 1. The record is from RefSeq and is a predicted model, not a curated record. The transcript is spliced from 9 exons. NCBI's taxonomy places the organism in Eukaryota, Metazoa, Chordata, Mammalia, Rodentia, Heteromyidae. Gene Ontology annotation, molecular function: actin monomer binding; actin filament binding. Gene Ontology annotation, biological process: regulation of lamellipodium assembly; barbed-end actin filament capping; actin filament depolymerization. Bases 86 to 1138 code for a protein of 350 amino acids. Gene Ontology annotation, cellular component: myofibril; cytoplasm; actin filament.